GAGGGUCACAUAUCCGUACUAUCGCUCGCUCUCAAGGCCACUUGCGCCGCCAGUUUCUCAAUUGCUUUCCGAUUUUCUUUCCUCCUUCCAACUUCUUUUGAGGAGCAGGGUUGAUGUGGUCGUGUAUCGUCAAAUCCACCUAUCUCUCACCAUGGCUUCUGCUCUUGUAGCCUUACCGCGAGCCUCCCUGCCGGCCAGGCGAUUGCUGCUGCGGCCUCGUUCCAAACCAAUCGACCUAUCCCAUAUCUGCGUGCGAUGCCUAUCUCAGCAGCAACACCUUCGCCAGCGAGUCGCGCCCGAGCGUCAGACCACUGAAGGGCUGAGUUUCCUGGAAAGAGAUGUUUUGUUCAGCGAUAGACACAUCGGCCCUUCUCGAAAGGAUGAGGUGCAGAUGGUCAAGGCACUCGAUCCGCCGGCCAAGGAUCUCGACGACUUCAUCAGUCAGACACUGCCUGCAGAUAUCCGUGCUAAGAAGCCUCUGGUCGUGCAGAACAUGUUUGGGAAGGAAAACGGCGAGGGCCUGCAUGAACAAGGGAUCGAAAGAGAACUCCAUAGCCUGCAAAACGCUAACAAUGCGUGGCGGUCUUUCAUCGGAGCAGGAUACUACGAUACGAACACACCUACUGUGAUUCAGAGAAAUGUCCUCGAGAACCCUGCAUGGUACACCAGUUACACGCCUUAUCAAGCUGAGAUCAGCCAAGGCCGUCUCGAGUCGCUGUUGAACUUUCAGACUCUUGUGACUGACCUCACGGGUCUCGCCAUUGCCAAUGCCUCAGUCCUAGACGAGGGCACUGCUGCAGCAGAAGCCAUGACCCUCUCAAUGAACGCUCUCCCAAUGUCUCGACAGAGAAAGCCUGGCAAGGUAUUUGUGGUAUCGGAUCGUGUCCACCCUCAAACAAUCGCAGUGCUCGAAUCCAGAGCGACGGGAUUCGGCAUCAACAUUGUGGUGGGAGAUGUGCUGAAGGAUGACUGCAAGCUUGUCAAAGAUCAGGGUGCCAACCUGAUUGGUGUGCUAGCACAGUAUCCUGACACAACGGGAGGUGUCUUCGACUUUCAACAUCUGUCAGAUGUCGUCCACACUGCUGAGGCAACGUUCAGUGUAGCCACCGAUCUUCUGGCUCUGACUCGUCUCAAGGCUCCAGGAGAAUUUGGCGCCGAUGUUGCUUUUGGAAACUCCCAACGAUUCGGUGUUCCUCUGGGAUAUGGAGGCCCUCACGCGGCUUUCUUCGCCUGCAACGAGAAGCACAAACGUAAGAUCCCGGGUCGGCUUGUUGGUGUUUCCAAAGAUCGUCUUGGAAACUCAGCUCUGCGUCUAGCUCUUCAGACUCGCGAGCAGCAUAUCAGAAGAGAGAAGGCCACCAGUAACAUUUGCACCGCUCAGGCUCUCCUCGCAAAUAUGAGCGCUUUUUACGCCAUCUACCAUGGUCCACAAGGUCUCAAAAAGAUUGCGGAGAGAAUAUCAGCCAUGACCAGGUUUGCUCAACACAUGCUCAAAUCUAAAGGAUAUGAAAUUGUCACGGAGGGCUUAGGAAAAGAUGGAUCGGUUCUGUUUGAUACAAUCACUGUACGUGCAAAGGACCAGAAUGAUUAUCAAAAGGUCUUAGCGGCCGCACAAAAAAAGGAGAUCAUGUUACGUCGUCUUACACUUUCGGGUAACGACAAUCUUCUCGGUCUUUCCAUUGACGAGACCACUUCAAGCAGAGAUCUGGGCCAUCUUCUUGAAUGUUUUGGCGUCCCGAACUCUGAGUACAUGGCCGCAUUCAAGAAGCCAGACUUUGUCGCAGCCUCGAACACUGACCCAAUUCCACCCGCACUAAAGAGACAAACACCUUAUUUGACGCAUCCCGUUUUCAACUCGUACCAUUCUGAGACCGAGUUGCUCAGAUACAUCUAUCAUUUACAGUCAAAAGAUCUAUCGCUUGUCCAUUCCAUGAUCCCGCUUGGAUCCUGCACCAUGAAGCUUAAUGCGACCACCGAGAUGCUGCCAGUAUCCUUCUAUGGAUUCUCGAAACUUCAUCCUUUUGCUCCCAUUGAAAACGCUCAGGGAUAUGUACAACUGUUCAAAAGAUUGUCCGAUGCUCUUACUGCGAUCACUGGCAUGCAAGAUGUCAGCCUCCAACCCAACUCUGGCGCUCAGGGAGAGUUUGCUGGCUUGCGAGUGAUCAAGAAGUAUCUUGACAGCAAGGAGACGACCAAGAAGAGAAACAUCUGUCUGAUCCCUGUCUCUGCGCACGGUACUAAUCCUGCAUCAGCUGCCAUGGCAGGAAUGAAGGUCGUUCCUCUCAAAUGUGAUACGAAAACCGGCAACUUGGAUGUGGAAGAUCUUAAAGCGAAAUGUGAGAAGCAUAAGGACGAGCUGGCUGCUAUCAUGGUCACCUACCCAAGUACAUUCGGUGUGUUUGAGCCUGCGAUCAAGGAGGUCUGCCAAAUUGUACACGACCAUGGAGGACAGGUAUACAUGGACGGUGCCAAUCUCAACGCUCAGAUUGGUCUGUGUAACCCCGGCGAGAUCGGUGCUGAUGUCUGCCAUCUCAAUCUGCACAAGACUUUUUGUAUUCCUCACGGCGGAGGUGGCCCUGGUGUUGGACCCAUCGCCGUCAAAGAGCACCUCCAGCCAUUCCUGCCAUUCCACCCUCACGUCGACCCUCACCAGGGUACCAAUCGGGCAACGACAGCCAUUUCUCCGGUCAGCUCUGCUCCAUGGGGUAGUGCUUCAAUCCUACCAAUCAGCUAUGCCUAUAUUCAACUUAUGGGUGGCAAUGGUCUCAAGCAUGGAACGGAGAUGGCAUUGUUGAAUGCCAAUUACAUCAUGUCUCGUCUCCGACCUCAUUACCCAAUUGUCUACACGAAUGCGAACGGUCGCUGUGCACACGAGUUCAUUCUGGAUGCUCGUGGUUUCAAGGAGACCGCCGGUGUCGAAGCCAUCGAUAUCGCCAAACGUCUCCAAGAUUAUGGGUUCCACGCACCAACAAUGAGUUGGCCGGUCGCAAACACUUUGAUGAUCGAACCGACCGAGUCGGAGUCGAAGGAAGAGCUUGAUCGGUUCUGCGACGCAUUGAUUGAAAUCCGAAAGGAGAUCAAGGCGGUUGAAGAUGGUCAGGUUCCACGAGAAGGCAAUGUCCUAAAGAUGGCACCCCACCCUCAAGCCGAUCUGUUGGGCAAGGAUUGGGAUCGCCCGUACACCCGAGAACAAGCAGCGUAUCCACUGCCAUGGCUUCGAGAGAAGAAGUUCUGGCCCACGGUGGCUCGUGUUGACGAUGCCUUUGGCGACACCAAUCUUUUCUGUACCUGCACGCCAGUCGAGAGAUAUGAAGAGGAAGGAUUCACUGGACUUCAGGCCCCCAUGCCGACGUAAUUCCUAAAUCGUCGUUUCGGGUUAGCCCAAAUAUAUUGUAUCUGAAUGGGGAUUUUUUUUCUACUACUACUACUGCAUGAUCGGAGUUUUCAACAUCUCGGGUCCGAGGCACAGCACAGCACAGCACAGCACAGGCAGGCUUGGUACUUUUUUGCUUUGGUAGCGUCGGUUGGGUAUGAAUCAGGAUCGGUGUCGUGUUUAUGGCAAAAACAAAAACAACAACAACAAAGCUGUGGUGAAUAGAUGAUGUUUGACUUUCAACGAGUAAUGAGCAAAAGCGUAUGCGGAAGUUUGUGUUUCUUCUCCUCUUGAACUCGGAAUUGCUACGGGGUGUCUCUUUGCAUGUGUUAUCUUCCACAGGGAUCACACUUGAAUUUCAACAUGAGCUGACGGUAACGGGUGUACACAGAUUGAGAAGUUGUUGUGUUCCGACAAAGAAAAUAACGGGGAGGUGGAGUACUUGAGUAUCUGAAUACUUGAGUGCUUGAGUGCUUGGUGCGGAAGAAAGUUCAAAUUGAAUUGAAUUGAAUUUCUCAAUGGUGCUAUUCAUACAGUUUUGAUGAUGAUGAAAAACGAUCGUCCCAUCUUUGUCAUGACCGUUACUCGUCCUUCGGGGGGGCGGGGGCUAUUAAUGCUCUUUUCUUCUUCUUCUUUCCACCAUCACAUCAACAGAGACAUGGUACAUUUCUUUCAAUAUCCGAGUCGUUGUUGGUGGUUUUCUUGCACGACUCAGAUUCUCUUUGCGCCACUCUUCCACUCCCCGGCGUCCUCCACACCCUGAGCGACCUUGCGAGUGCCAUUCUCGAGUCCUGUGGCCGCAUUGUUCAACCCGUCACCCAGAGGUUUGCCGAGGCUCCCUGUCGCGCCAGUUAUGGUAUCACCGACUCCUAUGAGAGAAGUUGGUUCGUGUGUCGAUCGAUAGGUG
This is a messenger RNA of Exophiala oligosperma, 4280 nucleotides long. Its product is annotated as glycine dehydrogenase. Bases 152 to 3355 code for a protein of 1067 amino acids. The record is from RefSeq and is a predicted model, not a curated record. Gene Ontology annotation, biological process: glycine decarboxylation via glycine cleavage system. Lineage: Eukaryota; Fungi; Ascomycota; Eurotiomycetes; Chaetothyriales; Herpotrichiellaceae. Gene Ontology annotation, cellular component: glycine cleavage complex; mitochondrion. Gene Ontology annotation, molecular function: pyridoxal phosphate binding; glycine dehydrogenase (decarboxylating) activity; glycine binding. The transcript has a single exon.